GCCGCCACGACGUCAUUGGCCAAUUCGACAUCCACAUCCAUCACAUCCCACAGCAGCAAUGUCGUCUAGAGCGCGCCAUGUGCUCAUCACAGGUGGCAGCCGAGGCAUCGGUCUAGCCAUCGCCCAGGCCUUCGCAAAGCGUGCAUACCGCUGCACGCUCGUCUCGCGCUCAGAAGAGAAUCUCAAGAGCGCGGUUUCUACUCUCGAACCAUCAUCAGGAUCGCAUCGCUAUCUUGCAGGAUCCAUCUCAGCGCCAGACUUCUGGUCGACUACGCACUUCAAAGAGCAGGGCCUUGGUAAGGGCGAGGAUGCGUCGAAGAUUGAUGUAUUAGUGAAUUGCGCGGGGAUCACGCAAGCAAGACUUUUUACAACAACGCCUGCGGAAGAUAUCCAGGACAUCGUCGAUACUAAUCUCACCGCGCUUAUGCUUGGUACUCGGUUUUUGCUGCGUAACAAGUAUCUGUACACGACUAGUAGAUCUCGUUCAGAAGCCGAUGUAGACUUCACGCCUUCUGUCGUUAACGUGUCCAGCCUGCUUGGCUCAAGUGGCGGCUACGGAGCGGUUGCGUACGCAGCGAGUAAAGCAGGGGUGUUGGGAUUUACCAGGGCACUGGCAGCGGAGUAUGUAGGACAUGGGGUGAGGGUGAAUGCGAUCGUGCCGGGUUAUGUGGAGAGCGACAUGACAAAAGGUAUGUUGCGACGUCCAUUCCUUGUGAACAAGAGCUGACGAUACCAGACUUAAAUGCGUCACAACUGA
Molecule: messenger RNA, 757 nt
Organism: Boeremia exigua
Lineage: Eukaryota; Fungi; Ascomycota; Dothideomycetes; Pleosporales; Didymellaceae
Exons: 1
Coding region: 59-727 (222 amino acids)
Molecular function (GO): oxidoreductase activity, acting on the CH-OH group of donors, NAD or NADP as acceptor
Source: RefSeq, a predicted model, not a curated record